AUUCAAAGCCCGUCAAAUGGAGCGUUUGAUCUGGCUGGGUAUGCGACGGUCCGACUUCGCUCCCACGCCUAUCUCUUACCUCACCGAGCUCUCCAUCACCUCAACUCGUGUCUCUCUCUCUCUCUCUGUCUCUCUUCUCUCACCUACUGCGUCUUCAGCAGCUGUUGCCUCUUGGUUGAAUCUGUGAGCUCUUAAUUCCUUGUUUGUUCUUCUCCUCGUUCCUCAUCCCUAUCGAUGGAUGAUCGAUCGGAGAAGGCGUUUUGGUAUGACGAACUCAUCGAUGCGCUCAAGGAGGAGCGCAGGAAGAUACAGGUCUUCCGGCGGGAGCUGCCUCUCUGUUUGCAUCUCAUUGACCAAACGAUCGAAAACUACAUGCAACUGAUGAUGAUGGAGGACACCGUGAGAACAAGUAAUGAGACUGUCCUAAAAGAAUUCAUAUCCUUAAAGCCAUGCUCUGGUGCUUCGGAAGAGAACAAAGAUCCAGAUCCAGUCCCAGAGAAAGAUCGAGUUCGAAAGCCGGUAGCGGUCGAGGCAAGGAAGGUCAGGGAAGAUGCCCACCCCGGUGACAAAGAAGAUGACUUGGGCAGUGAAGGAGGGGAAGGUAAAGGUGGAGAUGGAGAGGACAAGAAGAAGUCUGCUUCUCAGGGGAAGACGAGGCGAUGGUGGUCGGAGGACCUGCACAAGCGGUUCUUGGACGCGCUUCAGCAGCUCGGAGGCUGCCAUGCAGCGAAGCCAAAGCACAUACGGGAGCUGAUGAAGGUGGAUGGGCUCACAAACGAUGAAGUCAAGAGUCAUUUACAGCAAAGCUAAUCUACACAUGUUUCAGAAAUACCGGCUUCAUGCAAGAAGAAGAAGAAGCACCGCAGUGGAAAACCCUAGCGCUGGAGUUCCCCAGCUUGUGGUUCUCGGAGGCAUAUGGAUUCCGCCACCCGGUUAUGGAGUUGCAGCUGCAACUCAUCCUGUGGUGAAUGAACCACGAAAUGGGACUCAUCCUUCUCUGCCAUUCCCGUCCUCCAACUCAGUGCUCGAACACCAGAACCAAUACAACAUCAUCUGACUGUUCUUUUGGAGUUCUUGAUGGAUCUGUCCAUUGUUGUUUGUCCUUAGACUUGCCCUAUGUGCUUAGCCAUUGGCAAGGACAAGGCUAAAGGUUCAUAUGCAGCGAGUUGGCUAUAUAUAUCCAUGUAGAUUUGCAUGUUGUAGAGAGGAAAUUAGAAGUAUAGGUUUUCGCGGAUGUUAUAAAAGAGAAGCUACCGAAGCCUUUGCACAGUCCAAUGAGGCAAAAGAAGCAUAAAUAUUGUGUGUGUUUUCAUGUGAAA
Molecule: messenger RNA, 1319 nt
Organism: Musa acuminata subsp. malaccensis (wild Malaysian banana)
Lineage: Eukaryota; Viridiplantae; Streptophyta; Magnoliopsida; Zingiberales; Musaceae
Source: RefSeq, a predicted model, not a curated record